This is a messenger RNA of Daphnia magna, 1527 nucleotides long. It is a transcript of the gene Cdk9, whose product is annotated as cyclin-dependent kinase 9. Gene Ontology annotation, molecular function: cyclin-dependent protein serine/threonine kinase activity; ATP binding. Gene Ontology annotation, biological process: protein phosphorylation. The record is from RefSeq and is a predicted model, not a curated record. The transcript has 6 exons. Lineage: Eukaryota; Metazoa; Arthropoda; Branchiopoda; Diplostraca; Daphniidae. The coding region runs from base 191 to 1345 and encodes 384 amino acids. Gene Ontology annotation, cellular component: nucleus.
GUUUAGCCCUACCCGUUAGUCCAACCUUCGAUUCAGGGACAUAUUAAGUCUUUAGUUGUGUUUUUUUGUUAUUUUUCGUCCACAUUUGUUUCCCCUUUUUGCUUCGUUUUCUACUUUAAUACGUACUGGUUUGCUCAUUUCUCUUCUGGUUGAAGCCAGGUGAGAAAUCAUCCAGCAAACCUUUCCAAACAUGGCCACUUCCAUCACUUCAAUGAACCCCAAAGACCGAGAAAAGUUUCUUGAAGAACUCGAAUUUCCCUUCUGCGACGAGGUCAACAAAUAUGAAAAAAUGGCUAAAAUUGGGCAGGGUACUUUUGGUGAAGUAUUUAAAGCACGACACAAAAAGACAAAAAAAAUUGUGGCGCUAAAAAAAGUGUUAAUGGAAAAUGAGAAGGAAGGGUUCCCCAUCACUGCUCUCAGAGAAAUUCGGAUUCUUCAGCUGCUCAAACAUGAGAAUGUUGUGAACCUUAUAGAAAUUUGCCGUACCAAAGUGACUCAGCUCAACAAAUUCAAGUCCACCUUUUACCUGGUGUUUGACUUUUGUGAGCAUGAUCUGGCUGGCUUACUAUCAAACGCCAAUGUCAAAUUUAGUCUGGGAGAAAUAAAGAAAGUCAUGCAGCAGCUUUUGAAUGGGUUAUAUUUUAUCCACAGUAACAAAAUCCUACACAGAGACAUGAAAGCUGCUAAUGUUUUGAUCACCAAAAGUGGUGUCCUGAAGCUGGCUGAUUUUGGUCUGGCAAGAGCAUUCAGCUUGAAUAAAAACAACCAACCAAACAGAUAUACAAACCGUGUCGUUACCCUAUGGUACCGACCACCGGAAUUACUAUUGGGGGAGAGAAAUUACGGACCUCCGGUCGAUAUGUGGGGUGCUGGCUGUAUUAUGGCUGAAAUGUGGACACGAAGCCCAAUUAUGCAGGGCAAUACCGAACAACACCAGUUGACGCUGAUUUGCCAACUGUGUGGUUCCAUUGUCCCAGAACUUUGGCCUGACGUUGAAAAACUCGAACUUUACAACAAAAUGGAGCUACCUAAAGGACAAAAGCGGAAAGUCAAAGAGCGUUUGAAACCUUAUGUUAAAGAUCCUUACGCUUGUGAUCUGUUGGAUAAACUGUUAACGCUGGAUCCUUCGAAGCGAGUUGAUGCCGACGCCGCCCUAAAUCAUGACUUUUUUUGGACGGACCCUAUGCCUUGCGAGCUGUCUAAGAUGCUUGGCCAGCAUGGUCAAAGUAUGUUUGAAUUUCUAGCCCCACCGCGUCGAGCUGGCAGGCCACAACCUCACCCGGCUUUGCCUCAGCCAAAGCCUCACCCAUCUGCUGAUAGCAGUUACCAAGAUCGCGUAUUCUGAUUGAAGUACAGCGAUUCGUCACUGAAAAACAUUUUGUUUUCCCUUAUGAUUCUCUUCCUGCUUCUUUCCCUGCAAUGGAACGACUUUUCCAAGUGGGUUAAUGAUGCUAGCUCGCUCUUUCAAUUUGACUUUCGAUGCCUAUCGAUUUGAAUAUAAAAUUAUUGAACGUGUUGCCAAUGAAA